Molecule: messenger RNA, 1119 nt
Organism: Aspergillus homomorphus CBS 101889
Lineage: Eukaryota; Fungi; Ascomycota; Eurotiomycetes; Eurotiales; Aspergillaceae
Product: CoA-dependent acyltransferase
Exons: 1
Biological process (GO): secondary metabolite biosynthetic process; amino acid activation for nonribosomal peptide biosynthetic process
Cellular component (GO): cytoplasm
Molecular function (GO): catalytic activity; phosphopantetheine binding
Source: RefSeq, a predicted model, not a curated record
GAAGACGUCGAGAAGAAGGAAGAUAUCUUCACGAAGCCGGCACCAUAUUCUCUUCUGAAUGUCAGUGAUGCCGCCACCUUCUUCAAAGAGACCCUGGCACCGCAAUUGCCAGACUUUGCCUUCGAGGAUGUACUCGACGCGUUCCCCAUGACAGACAUGCAGAAGCGCUUCUAUGGCCCUCCACAAUAUUAUCAACUAUUUCUUGAGGGCGAAGUCGACCAGCCACGGCUAAAAGACGCUUGUGAGACCUUGAUGAAGGAUAAUGCAAUUCUCCAAGCCAUCUUCGUCUCCCACAAUGACGACAUGAUCCAGGUCAUUCCCAAGAAGAGCAUGUUUUCCUUUAACGAGGAUGAAUGCGAAGAGCCUGACCUUGCAGAGUACGUCCAGAAGCUCUGUCAGGAAGACGUCGCGAAACCAAUCGCACCGGGACGGGCUCCGACUCAGUUCACACUGGUGAAGCGCAGUCCCACAGAGAAUGUUUUGGUAAUCCGGAUCAGCCACUCCCAAUAUGACGGUGUGACCCUGCCCAUCCUCUAUCGCCGCCUUGCAGCGUUAUACCGCGGGGAACCGACCCCCAUAGUCACUGAUUUUCCGGAAUAUCUCUACCGCGCAGAGACCCUGAAGACCCCUGCCGCAAUAGAAACCUGGAAAGACAUCCUCCAGAAUGCCUCCAUGAGCUACGUCGGUCUUCAGCAAACCCCGCCCCCGGAGCCAACCCUGCUCUAUGCCACCCGCGUCUUGCCGAACCUCAAGCCGGCUCCGGGAAUCACCCAAGCCACGUUGGUCAAGGCAGCAUGGGCGCUCACUCUCUCCAGCGGCCUUGAACGUAGAGACGUGACCUUCACACAGAUGGUUAAUGGCCGUGGAGUCGCUAUCCCAGGCAUCGAAUCGAUCCUGGGCCCCUGCUUCAAUUCUAUCCCAGUGCGCGUUCCCCGCCAAAAGUCCUGGACCGGCCUUGACCUCCUGCACUAUGUGCAAAACCAGCACCUGAAGACCAUGCCCUACAGCUCCAUUGGUUUCGAGGAUAUCAAAAAGCUAAGCACUGGCUGGGACCCGCGGACUAAGAUCGCGUCGGUGGUCGUGCAUCAACACUUUGAGCACCUCAAGUCCCUAGACUUC